GCGAAACUUGCAGGAUUUGCCUGUGCCUGGCCCAGUCAUGGAUGAGUCGUCUGUUCCGGGUAUCUUCUCAUCUUUGUACCGGUACCGGCAUCUCCGCAUCGGAACACCAUGCAAAAAACACACUCCUCUGCGCUUUCUACAGCAGACCGUACCGACCGUACAUUUGUUGGGAGGCUACUUGCACCCACAGGCUGCCAAUUGAAGUCGGUGCGGGACACAAAUGGUGACUUCCGGUGCAGCGGCGAUACCGUUCACGUAAAUCCACCAGCGCAGCAGUCCAGCUAGUCUCUCGGAGUCCCGUCAGAUUCCGCGACUAUUUCGUGACUGGAGUUGGCGUGGAACCCCUAUACCCCGCAUUCGAUCCGCUUGCCUUCAUAUUCACAUGCCACACGUAUAAAACCCUGUUACGUUGCAUGACCGUCGCCAUUUGUACCCCUUUUCCUGGCUCUGCUUCCUCCACCAAGCUGGACGCCUCUAUCACCACGCCAUGUCGAGGUCGGAUUCCAAGAAACCGGUAGGAUUUGCGACGCACAUCGCGGCAGGGGGCAUUGCUGGAGGCUGCGAAGCGCUCGCCUGCCAGCCGCUCGAUACGAUCAAGGUCCGCAUGCAGCUCUCCAGGUCUGGUCGAGCCCCGGGGACCAAAGCGCGCGGUUUUCUGGCCACAGGCGCGAUGAUCGUUCAACGUGAAACGCCACUAGCUCUGUACAAGGGUCUGGGCGCGGUGCUCUCGGGUAUCGUGCCCAAAAUGGCGAUACGAUUCGCGUCGUUCGAGUCCUACAAAUCCUUCCUUGCCGAUCGCACGACGGGCAAGACGUCCACCGCAGGGAUCUUUCUUGCUGGACUGGGGGCGGGGACGACUGAGGCCAUCGCCGUCGUAACACCCAUGGAAGUGGUCAAGAUCCGGCUGCAGGCUCAGAUGCAUUCACUGGCGGACCCACUAGAGACGCCAAGAUACCGCAACGCAGGACAUGCUGUGUAUACGAUCAUUCGAGAAGAGGGUGUUGCCACGCUCUAUCGAGGCGUUUCGUUGACAGCUCUGCGGCAGGCGACGAACCAAGGCGCCAAUUUUACGGCGUACCAAGAGCUGAAGAAACUGGCCCAUCGGAUGCAGCCCGAGCUUGUUGAGCUGCCGUCGUACCAGCACAUGCUGAUUGGCCUCAUCUCGGGAGCCAUGGGCCCGUUUUCGAAUGCACCCAUAGACACUAUCAAGACGCGACUGCAACGUGCCCCGGCCACGCCGGAUGUAUCAGCGCUGGGGCGGAUCACUGCCAUCGCAGGAGAGAUGUGGAAGCAAGAAGGAUUCAAGUCAUUCUACAAAGGCAUUACACCCCGCGUGCUGCGCGUUGCGCCCGGUCAGGCGAUUGUGUUUGCCGUCUACGAGCGCAUCAGCAAAGUGAUAGAGCGGAUGACUCCGGUGCAGGACCACGGCUGGGAAGAGUAGGUAAGUGGGUACACAUUACAUAAUACACUGUAACUGGUCGUGAUUGAAACAUGGAUCUACGUGGAAAUGCUAUACUACUGGCUACCUACUGUAU
Mycena citricolor is the source of this 1535-nucleotide messenger RNA. The record is from the annotation of a GenBank genome assembly. Lineage: Eukaryota; Fungi; Basidiomycota; Agaricomycetes; Agaricales; Mycenaceae.